ACAUGAGACUCGAAGGUAAACUGAGACUAAACUUCCAUGGCAUAUAUUAUUACAUGUAGUAUCAUUAUUAUUUUGGCAACACUGACAGUUCAGUUUCAAAUUUGUUGUGUGAGGUUCCAUACUUGCUGACGUGAAGGAUUUUUUACCAGUAAUUAUGUCUUCGCGAAGACGAAGAGUUCUCGGGGCGAAACCCUACCGAAAUUAUAGUGAGGACACUUUGAAAGUUGCUAUGGCAGCAGUUGACACUGGCAUGACUUUGAGGGAAGCGGAAGAAAAAUUUAAAAUACCUCGAGCAACUUUAAAUAGAAAACACCGAAGGUUACAAUUAAACAAAGUCGGCCGUCCUAAAGUUUUCAGUGAAGCUCUGGAGGAAGUCUUUGUGCAAUCAAUCAUUACAGCUGCUGCUUGGGGAUAUCCACUAUCAGGUUUAGACCUAUCUUUACUCGUGAAAUCACAUCUAAAUAGGCUAGGUCUAAAUGAGACACGUUUCAAAGGUAACUUACCGGGACGAUAUUGGCUGGAAGGUUUUCUACGGCGCCAUAAAAGCACUUUAUCUGUAAGGCUCUCAGAAAAUAUUAAACGCCAAAGAGCUGGAGUUACGCAGGAGACAUUAAAAUCAUACUUCCAAGAAUUAAAAACCACCUUCGAGGAUGUAGAUCCGGCCGCAAUAGUAAAUUUUGACGAGACUAAUAUGUCUGAUGACCCGGGACGCCAGAAAGUGUUGGUACGUCGAGGUAUCAAGCAUGCUCAUAAAAUCAUUGACUCAUCAAAAUCAAGUACCUCCGUAAUGUUUGCUGGGACAGCGUCAGGUGUUCUGCUUCCACCGUACGUCGUUUAUAAAGCGGAACAUUUAUAUAAUACUUGGACGGAAGGAGGACCUCCAAAUACAGUUUACAACCGAUCUCGGAGUGGAUGGUUUGACACUACAAUAUUUGAGGAUUGGUUUUUGAAGGUCAUUAUUCCUUAUGUUGAAUCGUUUAAUGGCAGAGGACCCGUGGUUGUAAUUGGUGAUAUUCUGAGCAGUCAUUUUUCAUUAGAUGUGAUACAAAAGUGUACUGACUAUAAUAUUAAAUUUGUUUGUUUAACGGCAAAUAGUACGGGGUUGUGCCAACCCCUCGAUGUAGCAGUGUUUCGACCAUUAAAAAUAAAAUGGAGGUCUGUUCUGCUGUCUUGGAAGGAAAAAAAUAGAGGAGUAAUGCCGAAGCAUGUUUUUCCGAGGCUUUUGAAGCAAACUCUGGAUAAUAUAGAAAAUAUGGGCAAAAAUUUGAAGUCCGGAUUUGAAGCAGCUGGGAUAUAUCCAAUUAAUGAAAAAAGAGUCUUAGAUAGAUUGCCUACACAGGAAGAUCGUUAGAAACGUUUAAAAUGUAUCUCGAAGAUAUGCGAACAAAAGAAUGCAGCACAGCCCCGAAGAAAAAAAAGGUGGCAGUUAUUCCAGGUAAAGGUGUAACAGUGGAGGACUUAUCCGAAUCAUUAAAGACUAAGACGAAACGUAAUAAAACGAAAAAACAAAAAAAAAAGAUCGUCGAUGAUGAAAGCACUUCCUGCAGUGAUUUAGAAGAAUGGAGGGAAGCAGUUUUGAAUACUGCAAACUCAUCAUCCGUUGACAAUAAUGAGUUCGACACAGUGUUUUUUGAUGAUGUUCAUGACAUGUUUCCUGAUGAUGAUGAAAGAUCGGCGUCACCACGUAUAACUAACAUCCCACAUAAUGAGAACCAAGAAAAUGAAGAUCCACUCAAUGUAGACCAAUCGGUCUAUACUGACGAACAAUUUAAAGUUUCUGUACCUAGUGAUGGUGGUGCUGGUUGCUCUAAAGAUAUCGAUACAGAAAUUGUAAAUAAUUCGGAGAUUUCACCAGAUUCUUUUGUUGUUGUAGAAUUACUCUACAAUGAGAAUACGAAAAAACAAACUGAAAAGAAAACUUCUUACUCAAUUGCUCAAGUUACGAACAUGGUUAGCGACGGAAAAGUGACCUGUCGCUUCAUGAGAUGUUUUUCAGCUACAAAGGGUAUUUACAUAUUUCGAGCAGUGGAUGACAUGAUGACAAUUGACACUUCUCGAAUAAUAAAUACAAUUAAGCCCACUCAAGUGAAAAGGGGAAAAUACAUUUUUAAUAUUAAUAUUUAAUUAUAAGACUAAUAAAAUUGUGUAAAAUAAUAUUUUUUGUGCGCACUUCAAAGCGUAGGUAUGCCUAGGUAUAGCCUAUGUAUCGCAAUAAAACGUUACUAAUAGCUUAGACUCCAAUUUUGAU
Leptidea sinapis is the source of this 2248-nucleotide messenger RNA. RefSeq names its product jerky protein homolog-like. The record is from RefSeq and is a predicted model, not a curated record. Bases 155 to 1351 code for a protein of 398 amino acids. The transcript is spliced from 2 exons. NCBI's taxonomy places the organism in Eukaryota, Metazoa, Arthropoda, Insecta, Lepidoptera, Pieridae. Gene Ontology annotation, cellular component: nucleus. Gene Ontology annotation, molecular function: DNA binding.